This is a messenger RNA of Brassica napus (rape), 2602 nucleotides long. RefSeq lists its product as uncharacterized. Bases 1992 to 2570 code for a protein of 192 amino acids. The transcript has a single exon. The record is from RefSeq and is a predicted model, not a curated record. Lineage: Eukaryota; Viridiplantae; Streptophyta; Magnoliopsida; Brassicales; Brassicaceae.
GCGAAGAACCGGGUUCCUGCCUUUUAUCGAUUUAAGUUUGUUAUGGUUAUUGCAUUUUCACCUGAAACCAUUUAUUUUUACUGAAUUUUUGAAAUUAUAGUACAAUGUAGGCAAAUUCAGAAUAAAUCGUUAAUUAUAUUACCACUAGCUUUGUUAACUUGAAAUUUUUGAAAUUCCCGAUCCACAAUCCAGAAUAAAUCGUUAGUUUUAUUACCACUAACUUUGUAAACUAAAAUUUAUGAAAUUCCCGAACUAAAAUAUCCCAAAUUUUAUAUUAAUAUAAAACAGUGUCGGCCGUCGAAGUAACUUACGAAACUUGGGAGCCAGAGACGUCCAUCCAAAUUGAAAGAAAACAGUUCAUGAUUUUCUUUUCUCAAAGAAUAUUUUUUUUUUGUCCUCUCUCAAAGAAUAUUAGUUAUUUAGUUUUCUCGAUAAGAUUUUAACUCUUUCGACAAAGCAAUCAAAAUCAACUUUUCUGAUUUAACAUUAAACAAAUAUGACCAAUGGAUCUCUACCCGUAUUACACUUUUUGCAUAUGCGAACAACUAGAGACUAAUCUAAUUACCAUCACCAUAAAGAAUAAACUUAGUUUAAUAUAUCUCUUCUCUCUUUAUUUUUUUCUACGUGAGAAAGAAGUUUACUAAAGACAUACGAAAAGAAAAAAAAGAUAACAAACUAUUAAAAUCCAUAAAGACAGACACGGCUCAAAUAAAAUUUGUAUAAUGAAAAAAAAACUGUAUAAUGCAGCUGUUAUCAUUGCACUAAUUAAAUAUUGUUUUGCUUUAAUGUGAAUUUAUAUUCUAAAGUAAUCGCGUCGCUUUUGUUGGUGGUUAGAUCAAUCUUCAGUAUCUGUAUUUACCAGAUAUCUGCUCCAGUUGUCCAACAUGUUAGAUCUUUUUCUUUUGGGUGCAAUCCAACAUGUUAGAUCUACGAGACAUUAAUUGAGCUAUUUAGAAGUGAUAGUUUACAAGUUUAGACAUUUAUAUUUUAAUAAUAAUUUCAAAUCAGUUCCAUAUGUUUCUAUUUUUCAUAUCUAAAACUCUAUCUCAUUCGUAAUAACUCAUAUGUGGAAUUCAGAAUUUUUGGAAUAUAGUUGAUGUAUUUUUAUGUCUUUAACAAAAGUCCAUGAGAAAUCUUUUGGCAUUCAUUAUAAAGUCUUUUAACAUAAAUUGAAGUUCUUAAAUUUAACUUCGGACCUCAUAAUAUUACAUGUAAGAAAUUUAAUUCAGUGUUUUCUAAAAACCCCUAAACAGUUUUGUUUUAUUAAUAAGCAUGUUCGUUUUAAAGCCGCAGCAACUGGCAUCAGCGGCAAUAUACAAAACUACGACGGAAAUAAUUUUCGCGUCAGUCGCCAAGGAUCGAUUAGAAACAAAAAAUUAGAGUUGCCGUUGCUGCUGUUAUUUCUAGCGUCGCAUCUGCCAGUUAUUAUUGGCUGUAGCGACUGAAAAAUGAAAUUUCUUUAUCCGCGACUGUGAUGUAUUUGUGUGAUCGUAGCUGUUAUUUUGAAGACGUUGCCGCUGUAGCUGGCGUUUAUUAAACGAACAGGCCUAAUAACUCUGAUGCUAUCAAACUGUACAGCUAUGUCAUAAUUUUAUAACCACAGCAUAUAAAGAAAUAUAUGAAAUUUCAUUCCUAGAUAGCUUGAAACUACAAUAAUAUUCUCUAGAUCACGUAUAAUUUAUUAUGUUAAAAAUAUGUACAUUUUAAUAUACAUAGUGUUAGUUUUUUUUUCGUUUUCUGGUGGGAGACUCAAACUAGAAAAUCCUUUAUAAAACCAAGAAAAAACAAGUCUUUUAACGGUUGAGAUCAUAAGUAUCGGACCCAUAGACUUAUUUUUCCUAUAUUGAAACAAAUUUAUAAAAAAAAAACUCCUAUAUGCGUAGUAAAUAUAAUGUUUCCGUUAUAUAUAGACCAUAAGUUUCUUCAUUAAUCCCACUUUAGUUUCUUUAAAUCCCACCCCUCAAAGCAUAAGCCAAACCUCUCUUUCUCAUAUGCAAACACACGACCAGAUGGAGGUAUGUUCAACAGUCACGACCAAGAAGCUCUCAAGCCUCGCGAAACUAAUCCUCUUCACCAUCCAGAAGGUCUCAGACGCCUCACGUCACAAACUCCUCACUACUCUCGAUCCACACUUACUCGCAAAACACGGCAAGACCCUACGCAAGUCUCUGAACGACGUCGUAUCAACUUCCCACUCCCGCAUCACGUGCCGUCCCUUCGACCACGACGACGUACGAUCCUCCUUCAUCUCGCCUGUCCCCAUCCAGCUCCACUACGAGUUCAGCUGCAGCAGCACCCCACCGAGACGUUCCUACGCCUCAACCACCACCGGCUACCACGUCAGCAUAGGACGACGCAAACCGCUUAUCAACAAACGCCAACGCCACGCGUAUAUAAGGUACAACACGCUCCCUAAGGUCCGACACGUGGCGGCGGCCGUGUUUCCUGACGUAGCUAGCAGCACGGGAACCAUGGAUAGCUGCUACGUGGACAGAGCCGCCGAGGAGUUUAUACAGAGGUUCCAUAGACAGCUGAGGUUGCAGAGGUGGAUGAUGGCUCAGGAGGUUUAGAACAUGAGAACAUUUGAUUCGUCGGCGUCACU